CCGCCGAGGGGACGCUCCGCCCCGCGCCGCCGCCGUCUCGGUGCCCGCCGUGACCUUCGCCCCCGGCCACGUGACCGCCGGGGGCGGAAGAGGCGGUGGGGACAUGGCCAAGUACCUGGCACAGAUCAUCCUGGUGGGGGCCCAGGUGGUGGGACGGGCCUUCAUGCGGGCGCUGCGCCAGGAGUUCGCAGCGAGCCGGGCAGCAGCCGAUGCACGAGGACGCUCCGAGAGGCCCCAGUCUGCUGCCGCCUCCAGGAUCAUCGGCAUCAGCCUCCAGGAAGCUCAGCAGAUCCUCAACGUCUCCAACCUCAACCCUGAGGAGAUUCAGAAGAACUACGACCACUUGUUCAAGGUGAACGACAAGUCUGUGGGAGGCUCCUUCUACCUGCAGUCCAAGGUGGUGAGAGCCAAGGAGCGGCUGGACGAGGAGCUCCGCAUCCAGGCCAAGGGCGACAAGGAGAAGGAGCGGAAAGCUGAGACGUGACUCCCGCCACCCCUGGACCCCGUGUCCCUCUCACCCUUAACUUAUAGGUGGCCAAUAAACACCGUGUCCUCCAGCA
This is a messenger RNA of Corapipo altera (White-ruffed manakin), 560 nucleotides long. RefSeq names its product presequence translocase associated motor 16 (gene PAM16). The coding region runs from base 104 to 484 and encodes 126 amino acids. The record is from RefSeq and is a predicted model, not a curated record. Gene Ontology annotation, cellular component: TIM23 mitochondrial import inner membrane translocase complex. The transcript is spliced from 5 exons. NCBI's taxonomy places the organism in Eukaryota, Metazoa, Chordata, Aves, Passeriformes, Pipridae. Gene Ontology annotation, biological process: protein import into mitochondrial matrix.